Molecule: messenger RNA, 6522 nt
Organism: Drosophila obscura
Lineage: Eukaryota; Metazoa; Arthropoda; Insecta; Diptera; Drosophilidae
Gene: shtd
Product: anaphase-promoting complex subunit 1
Biological process (GO): protein K11-linked ubiquitination; anaphase-promoting complex-dependent catabolic process; metaphase/anaphase transition of mitotic cell cycle
Cellular component (GO): anaphase-promoting complex
Molecular function (GO): molecular adaptor activity
Source: RefSeq, a predicted model, not a curated record
UACAAAUACAAAUAAAAUUCGCCUAUGUUAUCGAUUAAAACUAUCGGUCCCAUCAUUGCGAAUUGAAUUUGAUAUUGGUGGAAAGGCGGCGCUCGUGCGCGGGAUUUUUUUUGUAAACUUCGCAAAUCUGGAUGCAUUUUUUGAGAUGAUAGCCGUCGCAGAACCGCCUAGGGAAUUCGUUCCGCGCGGUCGUCAGGCGGCUGAAGAGCAUCCCGGUCCACCGGAUCAGCCGCUGUCCAAAUACCAUCCCACCGAGCACUUUCUGCUGCAGCGUCUUCAAAACGUCAACAUUUCCGCCGGCGGCGUCACCGAAGAGCCGCAGGAGUUCUGGUCGAUACGCGAGAUCUACGACGACUACGAGGCCAGCUAUGAGCGUACCCAUCGGCGUCGCCAGUUGAUUGAGCACACGAAGAAAUGCGGCCCCCAGGCGGCCGCUGCCACUCAGUUGUCCUCGCUGCCGCGCCACCUGCUGAACCCAGAGAUGGACCAUCGCGAGGAGCCCAUGUGCGACUACAUGGUCAACAACGAAGAGGAGCUAUAUGUGAACAAGAACACGGUCAUCUGGACGCAGGGCCUAGGUGACGAGGACGAUGGCGUCUACAAGCGCAUGUGCUUCACCACCGAUUAUCCGGUGAAGUUUGCCUGCUUCCUGAAUCGCACCUUCGUACGCGGCCGACUCGCGCAGCUGAGGGCGGCCAUCGACUCGGAGGACGACAACCUGAAGGCCAUCUGUGUAAUGGACUCGGAUGCCAUGCGUGUCUAUUGCAAUGAUGGCGAGGAUUUCCUGGCCAAUGUCGAGUUUCCCAUCGGCCAUCUGUGGCAGACGAAGCACGGUCUGCUGCUGGAGAAGGACGCUGACAAUGCUCUGCUCUCGAAUCUCUCGAUACCGAUGCCGCGCCUCUUCUCCAUGUCCCAUCCGCUGCACGAGGCAUGCCCGGUGGUGCUCAAGACAUGCACCCAUUCGACCGGCUAUGUGAUAGAACCCGAAUACAGUAUCAUCUACACGACAGAGGAUUCCGAUCUGGUGCUGCUCUACGAUGCAAAGUUCUUCAAGCAUUUUGUUACGCGCCUGCGAAAGGUGACGCCCGAGGAGGUGAACAUUGUGCAGCAGGAUCUGGGGCAUACAACGAUCGGGCCACGAUCGACAAGUGCCUCUAGCUUUAGCACACCCAAGGCCACUGGAGCCACACCGAAAGUGCCGCCAAAUGUCUCGUUUCUGGGUAGGAAUAACACCACCACCACCACCACCACCACCACCACCACUGGGGGCACACACACGCACACUCCACUGGGGCAUAAUCUCUCCAAGUUUGGACUCAGCCAAUCGCAGUCGUUUAGCGGCGUCCUGGGCCAGACCAAUCGUGCCUCCCUGGGCACGCCGCUCAGUCAGCUGCAGAGCAGCAUGGGCCAGUCCAUGUCCGCCAAGGAUAUGCGUAAAAUGGGCCACGUGAAGCCCGCCAAGCCCAUCGAGCCGGAGAUGUGUCUGGAGCAUAUUUGGACAGAGAAUACCUACGGCACGCAGCGCGAAUUCUGCGAAAUGGCCACGCGUGGUUUUAUCCACACGGAUCUGGUGGGUCAGACGUACAUGUGCUAUCUGCUGGCCCGCUCCUGCCGCCUGCAGAUGGUCAAAAUCACGGGCUAUGGCAGCACUGAUGUCCAGCUCUCGAUCAUGGCCUCCACGCUGCCGGCCAAGGAUGCUGUGGGCUUGAAUCGCAUGCAUAUGAUCGCUGUCCUGGACCCUGGCGGCAGUCUCAUCCUCUACACGGGCACUGUGCUCAUCUCCAAGGUGCACAUCACACCGCUGCUGUCCGCCAGUGUGCCCACCACAUCGAUGGCCACGCCCAAGGUGGUGCCAGCAGGAGCAACAACAGAUGGCGCCGCAAAGGCCACCACCAGCAGCAGCAGCAGCUCCUCCUUUGGUGAUGUGCGUCGCAGCAGCCUGUUGCCCACCAAGGCGCCCACGGAUUUGGCCAGCUUUGACGAGGAGCUGCACAUGCUGUCGCCCAUUGCACCGCAGGCUGUCUCCUAUACGCACCGGCAGGCGCACAACAUCUGCAAGUCGCUGCGUGAUCCGGCGGGUAAUCGUUUGACCCUGGUCUAUGCCACCGGUCGUAUGCUGAGGAUUGCGCUGCCGCUGCUCAACGACACGCGACUGGUCACGCGCUGCAUUGCCACGCUGCGGCAGGUGCUGAAUGCCACGCAGUUUAUGCACUUCAUCAUCCGCUGGUACAGUGCCCGCAAUCCGCCCGGCUCCCGCGAUCUCAGCAGCGAACAGGAGUGGCAGAUCUUUCGCAGCACGCUGCUCGCCCUGAUGGGCUGCACGGCGGCGCCUGAUAUGGAAACGGCGGAGACCUAUGGCCGGUGUGCCACACCCGUGCCGCAUUCACCCCUCGCGGAGGAGAGCGGCGGAGCUGGUGGCGAUUCUAUGGGUGCGGGCCUCCAGAAUGAGCCCAAGAAGCGGCGCAAAUACAACGAUUGCGAGGAGUACACCGACGAGGAUUGGGAAUUUCUGCUGCUGCAAACGACACUGGCGCCCUGCGGCAGCGAUGGCCACAGCUACGGCGUGGACAUCAGUGCGCCGCUCUUCCAGAUGAUACCCGCCAUCUUUUAUAGCCUGCAUUUGCUGUACGAGGAUCUCAAGUUGGAUGUGAUCUUUCAGGCGGCACAAUCCUAUUUGGCAGGGUUCCUUCAUCAGAUGGCCAUUGAUAUGCAGCUGGAUAACUAUGUACUGCAUUAUGUACUGGACUUUCCGGAGCUGACGCACAAGACCAGCAAGCUGUCGAUGCUCUGUUUCGAGCAUGGGGCGAUGAUGCAGCACCAGGAGCUGUUGCGUGUGCCCGCACCGAGUGUCUUUGGCCAAAUGGAGCACAUUGUGCUGGGCCGCGAGGAGGUGCUGCCCUACAGCUUCAUCGAGUGCAUCAAUGAGCGGAGUCGCAACAUGCUGCAGCUGCUGUCGCUGGUGUUGCACGGCCCGGAGCGCAUCAAGCACUGGUGGCAGCUGCUCGAGCUACCCGAGUCCGUGCAAUCAAACUAUCCGAAGCGCCCCAAGCGCACGAUUACUGGCGGUGUGCCCAGGUAUCAUCAGCUGCUGGAGCUGCUGCUGGCCAUGCACUUAACGCGGCAGGACAUUGAGCGAUUUCCGGCUGCCGUGCAUCUGAUUGUGGCCGAGGCCUUGGAGCAGGCACGCGCAUCGCCGCCCAUGAGCAGCAGCAUGUCCGCCUACGAUCUGAUACUGCGACCCGAGCUGGCCUCCCACUUUACGCUCGCCUUUCUGGAGAAGAGCAUCGAGCAGCCGCACUGCGGGCGUCUCUACAAGGAGGAUUCGCUGUCCGCGCGCUGUGCCAUGAGUAUGGGCCAGGGGCGGAUGACCACAGAGCCGGAUACGGAUCUGCGGCACGAUGAUAUGGACAAUAUGGACACGAAACUGCUGAGGUUACGCUUUCCGGACGACAUGCGGGUGGAGGAGGUGCGCCGCCUGCUCAGCAGCUCCGAGCCGGUGCCCAUCGAGGUGCACCAAUCGCCCGGCACGAGCGAUCACGAAUUCAUCGAGGAGCAGGAGAAGCAAUUGUUUGCCUUGUGCGCCCGCACCAUGACCCUGCCCCUGGGCCGUGGCAUGUUCACGCUGCGCACCCUGCUGCCGAAGCCAAGCGACAGCAUGCCCAUGCCCAAGCUCUGUCUGGUGGGCCGUGAGCCGCACAAGGGCACCACCAUCGAGAUGCAACAGAUCGAGUUCCCCGCGAAUAUGAGCAUGUGGCCAUCAUUUCACAAUGGCGUGGCCACCGGCCUGAAGAUCUCACCCCAGGCACAGGAUGUGGACUCCACGUGGAUCGUUUACAACAAGCCCAAGGCCCAGGCGAAUAAUGCCCUGGAACAUGCGGGCUUCCUCAUGGCCCUCGGCCUCAAUGGCCACCUCCGGACGCUGUCCUUUAUGAGCGUGUACAAGUAUCUGGUGAAGUGCGAUGAGAUGACCAAUGUGGGCCUGUUGCUGGGCAUUUCAGCCGCCCAUCGCGGCACCAUGGACACCCAGAUCACCAAACUGUUGAGCGUUCAUCUCGAAGCGCUGCUCCCGGCCACCGCCAUGGAACUGGACAUACCGCAGAGCACACAGGUGGCUGCUCUGAUGGGUAUUGGUAUGCUCUAUCAGGGCUCGGCCAAGCGGCACAUUGCCGAGGUGCUGCUCCAAGAGAUUGGCCGUCCGCCCGGCCCCGAAAUGGAAAACUGUGUGGAGCGCGAAUCGUAUGCCAUGACAGCGGGCCUGGCCCUGGGAUUGGUCACCCUCGGGCAGGGUGAGUCGCCCGCUGGCCUCCGGGAUCUCCAGCUGCCGGACACGCUCCAUUACUAUAUGAUGGGUGGAGUGAAGCGUCCCAUUACGGGCUCCCAGAAGGAGAAGUACCGCCUGGCCUCGUUCCAGGUGCGCGAGGGCGAGAAUGUGAAUAUCGAUGUAACAGCGCCGGGGGCCACACUGGCCCUGGGUCUGAUGUUCUUCAAUUCGGGGAACACAGCGAUUGCCGAGUGGAUGCAGCCACCGGACUCGCGCUAUCUGCUGGACAUGGUACGACCCGAUUUCCUGCUGCUGCGCACCAUUGCCCGUGGCCUGAUAAUGUGGGAUGAUGUACGGCCGGACAAUGACUGGUUCCAGGCGCAAUUCCCAGCCAAUCUGCGCAUUCAUCUGCGGCUUCCGAUGCGCGACGAUGAGCCCCAGCCGGAGGACAGUGAUGUGGACUACGAGGCCAUCACUCAGGCAUAUUGCAACAUUGUGGCUGGUGCCGCGUUCUGCAUUGGCCUCAAAUACGCCGGCACUGAGAAUGCGGUGGCCUUUGCCACACUGCGGUUGGCCAUUAAGGAGUUCUUGAGUUUCCCUGCACAUCCCAUGGGCGAAUGUGCCGGCCGCACCACCGUCGAGAGUUGCCUUAUGGUGCUGCUGAUUGCCAUUUCGCUCGUAUUUGCCGGCUCUGGAAAUUGUGAGAUUCUGCGCAUUAUUCGCUUUUUGAGAUCGCGCGUGGGUCCGCAGUAUCCGCACAUUACGUACGGCUCCCACAUGGCCAUACACAUGUCGCUGGGACUGCUCUUUCUGGGCGCGGGACGUUUUACCAUUGCCAAGACGCCGGAAUCGAUAGCGGCGCUGGUGUGCGCCUUCUUUCCCAAGUUUCCCAUACAUAGCAAUGACAAUCGCUAUCAUCUGCAGGCCCUACGCCAUCUGUAUGUGCUGGCUGUGGAGCCGCGACUGUUUCUGCCGCGCGACAUAGACACCCAUCAGCUGUGCCUGUGCAACAUUUCGGUGCUGGAUGUGGGCGCCAGUGAGCUGCGACACCUGCCCAUUGCCCCAUGCAUCCUGCCAGAGCUGAGCACACUGCAGAAGGUGAUCGUCGACGAUGAGAACUACUGGCCGGUGUGCUUUGAGCGGUCGCGCAACUGGCAUCAGCUGGAGAAGGCCCUGGAGAUGAGUGCACCCAUUGACAUUAAGAAACGGACUGGCUGUCUGUCGCAUUUGGAGGAUCCGGAUCGUCUAAAGAGCAUGCUCGCCCAGACACUGACCCUCGAGCAGAGCAUCUGCUGGCAGAUCGACACGCGCGAUCUGAAGCGCUUCGAGGCGGAGGUGAUGGUAAAGCCAUUCCUUAGCAGCUGCCUAGACACCGGGGGCACGCAGCUCAGUCACGAGGAGCUGGUGAAGCGGCAUCAGUUGAUUCUGUUGUUCUACAAUGCGGUGGUCAAGGAUCGUAUGCAUCUGCUGCCCGUCUACCUCACCCUCUUCGAUCACGUGACGAAACCCAUGCCCAACAAUACGGAUGUGUGGCAGCUGAAGCUGAUCGAUUCGUAUCUGGGGCGUGGCAGGGAGUCGGAUCAUGCCCGCCUCUCCGUGGAACUCAUCCAGAUGAUGCAGGAGAUCUUCAAACAGCAAAUGGAGGCCUCCACCACCGAGCUGUGCAUACCGCUGCGCUCAUUCCUCAGCCAGAAGCGACUGGAGCCCAGCUAUGUGGCCACCAUCAGUGGACCCGAUCUGCAGCGCGUCUUCUGUUUGAUCAACUACUACAAUCUGAUGCCCGAUAUGCUGACGGGAGUGGAUCUCAACGUGGGUGGUGGCGGCUCAUUGAACUAUAUGCACUUGCUCUAUGCGUUCCGGCAGCUUAAUCUCGGGGCAAACACCGUCUUUGGCCUGCUCAAGAUACUGCAGGCGCUCGCAUGCUGCCAGCCAACGACACUAGAGGAGGCACCCUCGAUCAUGGCCAUGGCCAUGGAAGGAGGACCAUGAUAUUCGCUUUCUGGAAAUCAUGAAUUUCAAUGAAUUACGAAUUAUAUUUACACUAUCUGUGGCCUCAGCUAUGUAGAUAAUUGACACACUGUGAAUAUGGUUAUUUUUUUUUUCUAUCUUCUAUUUUCAUUUCUAAUAUGAAUUAUUUUGUAAGAUUUACAUUUGCUACCUUUUCUGGGGUAUGGAUCAGGAAUGAAUUUAAUUAGCACUUAGUAUCUUAAUGUCGAGGCACUUGUGCCUCUUUCAUAGUUUUACUUUUCAUUUCAACCUUC